AAGAAAAAAGAAAAAAGAAAAAACAAAGUUCCAAAAAAAAAAAAAGGAGAAGAAGAAGCCAAAAGGCGAGUCAUCGGGAAGGAGGAGAAGCAGUGGGAAGGGAAGAGAAGCGAUCGUCGGUCGUGGAUAUGAUAUGAGGCUUUCUUACUGGAUUUGAUUGAUUUCUUCAAAGGCUGUGGUUUUCGCUUGCAUGAUUCAGAGUUCCUUAGUCGAACCUGAUCUAUAUCUACAUCUAUACACACAUAUAUAUAAUAUUGGAAAUUUGGAUCUUCACUUUCUCUGCGCAGCUUCUGUUCUCUGCUGCUGUACGCUGCUCCCUGCAUUUCACCUCUGAAUCUGAUCUUUGCUGCCGAUCGCUCCGUUCCACUUUUUCUACUUCGCAGUCGUAGUCGCAAUAGGUGGUGGACGCAUGUCUGCUGCUCUUCCCCUUUGAUUAUUGAUCAGUUUCUCCAUCCAUGAGAUGAGAUGGAUCCUUGAAUUGCUACUAGAUCUGGAUUUUCUCACUUUUGCUGGAGAUUUGUGUUCACUGCCAACUCCAAAUAUUCUUACUUUCCAGGCAGACAAAGACCUACGUUUGGAUUUUUAGUAGGUCUUCACUCAUAGAUCAUGUGGAGAUUUAAACCGUUCAUGCAGAAAGAGCACAAUGGACUAGAAGGCCGUGCUGUUGACGUUGGAAAUCUUAAGAUUCACAUCCGAAAUGCCAUAGCAGAGGGUGGAUUUUCUUGCGUUUACUUGGCACGGGAUGCUUUGCAUGCAUCUAAGCAGUAUGCACUGAAGCACAUGAUCUGUAACGAUGAGGAAUCUCUAGAACUUGUGAUGAAGGAGGUAUCGAUGAUGAAAUCUCUCAAAGGACAUCCCAAUGUUGUCACGCUUCUUGCUCAUACGGUCCUGGAUAUGGGACGGACUAAGGAAGCAUUGCUUGUGAUGGAAUUCUGUGACAAGUCCCUGGUUAAUGUGUUGGAGAGCAGAGGAUCUGGAUAUUUCGAGGAAAAACAAAUCCUUUUAAUUUUCAGGGAUGUAUGUAAUGCAGUUUUCGCAAUGCACUGCCAGUCGCCACCCGUUGCCCAUCGGGACUUGAAGGCUGAGAAUCUUUUGUUGGGAUCUGAUGGACUGUGGAAGUUGUGUGACUUUGGAAGUGCCUCAACUAAUCACAAACGCUUUGAAAAGCCUGAAGAAAUGGGUAUUGAAGAAGACAAUAUCAGGAAGCACACGACACCUGCAUAUAGGGCCCCUGAGAUGUGGGAUCUAUAUCGGAGGGAGCUGAUAAACGAGAAGGUGGACAUAUGGGCUCUAGGUUGCCUCCUCUUCCGUAUAUGUUACCUAAAAUCUGCGUUUGAUGGAGAGUCAAAAUUGCAAAUCUUGAACGGGAACUACCGCAUUCCGGAGUUGCCAAAAUACAGCUCGUUGAUCACGAACCUAAUCAAGGACAUGCUUCAAGCAUCUCCAGAUGCCAGACCAGAUAUCACCCAGGUGUGGUUUCGUGUUAAUGAGCAGUUGCCUGUCAAUUUCCGGAAAUCUUUGCCAGAUCGGCCCCCAGAAAUGCUUUCAACUGAUGCUCACGAAGGUAAUGCUAAGCCUGCAAAUAAGGUAUCCCCAAUGCCCCGGAGAAGUCCACCUCCCCCACCCUCAUCUGGUGAAGCAGUCAAACCAUCACAGGGUUCAAGAGCUGGGGGAGGUGGGGUUCGGCUUGGUGCUUUCUGGUCUACUCAGCAUGCAAAGGAUGCAGCUUUUGCUGAGGAAAGUGCUGGCUCUAAGUUUGACGAAGAUCCAACCAGCAAUAGAACAUCAAGGCUUGAUGGAAGUCAUCAAGAUCAUCAAAAUCUUGCUAAUAAAACGAGGCCCUCCAAAGAUGCUAAUGCACAGCUUCAUCCUGUUCACAGAAAUGCUCCUGCAAUGUCGCAGCAUAGAGCUGAGGGCAGCCAUCCCAAGGACUUUGAGAUUAACUUUUUCCAGAAAGAGUCGGUGGGUAGCACUGAGAGACGGACUGCAUCCACAAAUGAGAGUGCAACUGCAUUUCAAGAUGAGGCUUUCAAUACCUUUGUUGCUGAAUUUGAUAGCAAAAGGCUCAGCUCCGCAAUGAGCAAUAAUGCCAAAUCCGACAAAGAGGAAGACUUGGAGGCUGAGGUAGAGAAGCUAAAAGAGCAGCUGAAACAGGCUACCUUGGAGAAGGGUGAGAUGACAUCUAAAUAUGAAAAGCUAUCUGCUAUCUGCCGAUCGCAACGCCAGGAAAUACAGGAACUCAAGCAAGCUCUCGCUUCACGUACUCCAUCGCCAAAAAAGGAUGCUACGGGAAACCAAGCUCCCACUAGAGUUGAACCAUCUGCUUGCACAGUGCAGCAGCAACGAGAGCAAAUUGCAGGGACUGUCUUCCAGCAAGAGAGGUUUAAAAAUAGGGUCCCAAGCCCUGAGCCGAAAUCAUGGCAGGCUUUUGAGGAGGAUCCUAAGCCGCAGCAGCCACUUUCAAGGGAUGGUGCUUCCAGAUGUGUCAGGACGAGAAAUGGUCACCAGACUAAGCAGGGAGCUCCUCAAGUGGCGUCUGAUUUUGACACAUGGGGUUUUGGAGCAGAGAGCUUCACGGCCACGCCGGCUGCUGCUGCCAGUCCACAGAUAUCGAGACCCAUUGAUGGAGGCAACCUUUCCCGGCGGUUUGGUGAGUCAAAGAUCACAGAGAGCAAGUCAGAUUCUCAGCCCGCAGGAUGGGCUGGUUUUUAAUGUAAGCUGCCCGGGAAAUAUAUUUGUGUACACAUUAAAUGAAUAUGAAUAUGAAUAUUAGGGGAAGUGAUUUUGCACAUCAUUUCCUCCCCGGGACUUGUAGCUGAGAUUCAAGGUAAAAUGUAUUUGAGAAGAGACGAUGUUAUGCAUUUAUUUCGGAUGGAAUGGAACUUCUGCUGGUUUUUCUCUCUGUCGGAUCUGAUCGGGCAGAGAGUUAAUACAUUGUUCAAAUAAAAUAUGAUAUAAUUCUGGAA
Molecule: messenger RNA, 2966 nt
Organism: Punica granatum (pomegranate)
Lineage: Eukaryota; Viridiplantae; Streptophyta; Magnoliopsida; Myrtales; Lythraceae
Source: RefSeq, a predicted model, not a curated record